This is a messenger RNA of Hydractinia symbiolongicarpus, 2102 nucleotides long. Its product is annotated as glycine receptor subunit alphaZ1-like. Gene Ontology annotation, cellular component: synapse; neuron projection; membrane. Lineage: Eukaryota; Metazoa; Cnidaria; Hydrozoa; Anthoathecata; Hydractiniidae. Gene Ontology annotation, molecular function: chloride channel activity; transmembrane signaling receptor activity; extracellular ligand-gated monoatomic ion channel activity. The coding region runs from base 455 to 1591 and encodes 378 amino acids. The transcript has 7 exons. Gene Ontology annotation, biological process: chemical synaptic transmission; signal transduction; nervous system process. The record is from RefSeq and is a predicted model, not a curated record.
GGUUGCAACAAGGCGUUGCUGUUAUAUUUUGUCUAAAACCUCGAUUUUGUAAUUUUUACUUGUUGUUAGAGAGAGGGAAAUUGAAUUUGCGCGAAAUUUAAUACGAAAGAAAUAAGUUCAUAUUGCUAUUUCGUUAAAAUGAAUAAAUUUCAUAUCCGUGCUCUAGUUGCACGUCGACAACAAAAACAUGACAAAAUAUAACACCAAAUUGAGAAUAUAAAUCAUAAAGAAACAAAAAGUUGAAGAAUUUUUUAACAUUAAACCUCUGCUAAACGAAACCAUGACGUAAAUUUUUGCGUACUGAACUUUUCACUUUUUUUUUUCUAGAUUGGAAGAACACUUGGUUUUUCCUCCUGAAGAUUAUAUAAAAACGGAAUCAGGAAAACACGAUGGUCCACGAGUUGUCCAUUUUACUGUGUGGAUUGAAUCCGUCAUACGCAUCGAUCCAGCUGCAAUGGAGUUUAUUGUGAACAGUUACAUCAUUCAAGAAUGGACGGAUGAGCGUUUGAAACGAGAGAAUCAUCAUGUCAUCAUGUUACAGGAAGCAACCGACGUGUGGACACCUGACGUUUACUGUUUGAACUGCAGAAAAUCUGCUUUGGAUGAGAAAGGCACAAGAGUGUUGUUAAGGAUUGACGUGGAUGGGAAUAUUUAUUACAGUCAACCGGGGUUAUUAAAUGCAGCGUGCAAUUUUGAUUUCUAUACUUUUCCAUUUGAUGUUCAAAGAUGCAAAAUGCAAUUUGCCAGCUACAGCAACAACAACAGCUUUGUAGAUUACAAACUAAAAAAAGCUACCUUUCUCGAGAAAAAAGAUUUGGAGCAAUUUAAAAUAGAUAAUGAAAUUAAAGCGUUGACUAGAGUUGCUGAAUAUUUAUCUGGUAAUUACACAAUAAUUGAACUGGAGCUGAAGUUUACCCGCCAAAUUGGGUUUUACUUAAUCAGACUAUACAUCCCUACGUCUGUGCUGGUCAGCUUAUCUUGGAUAACAUUCUAUGUAUCACCAUCAGAUAUUGAAACAAGAUUGACAAUUGGUAUCACUUUGAUUCUCUCAAUGAUCUUCUUGCUUGGAUACAGCGAUACAUCUCUACCUAAAGUUUCAUAUAUCAAAGCGAUUGAUUGGUUUUUGAUCAUGGCGUUACUUAUUAUUGUGUUGACGGUUAUAGAGACUGUGGUUGUAUACUGGUACAUUUGCAAGAAGGAAAAACAACAGGAACAGCGAAGACGAUCCUCCAUAUUUUCAAAACUUAGCGGCAGCAACCACUUCGAUAUCAGCAAGGAAUGCAGUCCACCCGAUGAAGAUGAUGACAUGAAAGCUAUCUAUGGAAGCAAAGAAAACACUCGCAACAGAAAAUGCGCAAUGAAACAUAAACUACUUUGCGUUGACGAAUAUGACCGAAAGAAGCCACUGAAGUUUGACUGCAGCAUGAGUCCUUUCAUAGGAAGUGAAGUCAAUGAUGAUGAUAAUGAUGAUGAUGAUUUCAGAAACAGAGUGGCGAAUUUUGAGAUUGUAGCACGACUUGUAUUUCCCUUGGUAUUUUUUGUGUUUGCCAUUAUAUAUGGUAUUCAUUACUCGCGAUAUCUACAUGAAUAACACGCAAAAGAGGGCGAAUAAUAACAUUGAUGAACUUUGCAAGCUGGUAGAAUGUAGAAUCUACAUUAUGCAGCCGCUGUUGCGAUUAUUAAAACUGGAGUUUAAUACAACUAUUUCUUGUUUCGAUCAAAUGUUAUUGAAAAAACAGCGUAUCUAGGUGUUUUUUGGUGAAACGUUUGGACUUUUACCACUUAUUUUUAAAAUAUACUCCAUAUUAUGUUCAGAAAGUUAUAGCGUAGACUUACCGCGAUACCCAACGAUUUUUCUACCGUAUUUAAUCAGCCAUUUAACUGUUUGUACUUGUAUUACAGGCUUAGUGCUUUUUAUUUAGCCAUUUUUCUAACACUUUCUUUUUCACUUCAUUAAAUUAAAUACGUCAACACACAUACGAACAUAGACAUUGGACGUGGAAAGAAGAUGGCUAAAAGCUUGUCUGCUUUCGCUCAACCAUAUUAUCUUGGUGUCAACCCCCACGUGGGUUGUAAUAACUUGUGAUCAAGUUAUUUAGUAA